This is a messenger RNA of Aphanomyces astaci, 2390 nucleotides long. RefSeq lists its product as hypothetical. The transcript is spliced from 9 exons. NCBI's taxonomy places the organism in Eukaryota, Oomycota, Saprolegniomycetes, Saprolegniales, Verrucalvaceae. Bases 1 to 1728 code for a protein of 575 amino acids. The record is from RefSeq and is a predicted model, not a curated record. Gene Ontology annotation, biological process: lipid metabolic process; positive regulation of protein catabolic process; protein ubiquitination. Gene Ontology annotation, molecular function: protein binding; phosphatidylinositol-4,5-bisphosphate phospholipase C activity.
AUGACCGAAAGGGGUGGCGGUGCACAACAGUCGGACGAAGCAUGUGCAGCUGCCACGUGCAUUCAAAAGCUAUAUCGCAGCCGCGCCGCCCGGAAGCUCAUGGUACAGCUGGCAAGUUCAGUGUAUCGAAGAUGCUACGACGCCAACACUGGGCACUCCUACUACUGCAACCUCCGAACCGGCGAAACUGCAUGGGAUCGACCUAAAAUUUUCGGCAGUGGGGAUGCCCCAACGUACGAGGACAAUCAGCCUGUGACUGCCGCGGAAUCCAUGACGGCGGACAACAAGGUCGACGACGAGGGCAACGAGACUGCUCCUGUAGCCAACUCGACAGAGGCGAUUCCUAUCGCAGUGAGCAAGUUUCAGCUAGACAAGGACGCCCAAACCAAGAUCGAGCUGACCAAACUCGAAGGUCUCGUGCUGAUUCAGCGACAAGCCCAAGCCAAGGCGGACUUGGAGCGCCAGAACCGCAAGCAAGUCCACUGGGGACGGAAACAAUGGGACAAAAAGGUUCGUCUGGAGCACGAAGCCAACCGCGCCGCUCGUUUGCAGGGCAUCGCUCGAGAUAACAAGCAAGCGAUUCAGGAUCUUUUGGACGGAAAAUCGGUACGAACAACGUCCGUGAAACCACAACUCGAAUCGAUUCGGGAAGCAUGCAUGCGAGGACACGUUGAUCGAGUGAUGGCUUUGCUCAACGAAGGCUGGAGCCCCAAUGCAGAAAGCGCUAUGGGGCUGACGCCGCUGCUCGCGGCAUGCUUGGGCGGACACAUCCAAGUGGUGCAAUUGCUGUUGCAACGACAAGCAGAUGUCAACCACCGACACAUUGUCACCCAGCGCACAGCUUACAUGGAAGCGUGCCAGCGCUCAAAUACUGCCGUGGUGCGGGAGCUGCUACGACAUGGAGCUCGAAUCCAUUGGAAUGACAAGCAAGGUCGAGUGGCUAGCGAUGGCAUCACGCACAAAAAGGUGCUGGCGUUGCAUGAGUUGGCGAGUGGAGUGUGGAGCCCCGCGGCAGCGAGCGUGUUUCCCGCCGGGUUUCGCGCCGCGUCGAUGGCACUGGCGUUCGUGGCCAAGUGUCAGCGCCGAGCAAGUGUCGAUGCCAAGGUCUGCGCGGUGAAAGCGGCCGCCGCCUGUCGCGUGGACUUGCACAAGAAACUCAUCCAAGCCAAAGUCCAAUUCGACCACGAUGUCAAAGUCAGUCAAAUGCAAGCCAGCGCUACCAAGCGCCGGGACAUGGCCACGGCCGCCGAUCAAAGGUACGACAACACCCGCUCGGCGAUAUUGCAAGCCUCGGAAACAGCCUCCGUGGCACUGCGUCGAGGCAGCCAAGCGCGCUGGCUCGAAGAAGCGAAUGUGAUGACGAUCUUGGCGUAUUGUCCACGCCACUGGUUCGACCAUGAUGCACAAACUCUAUAUCCACAACAACCAAAUGGCAAGAGAUUGACAGCGGAACACAUUCAACCCACACGAAAGUGGACGUCGGCCUCCGAGUUGAUGCCACUACCAUUGCGCACGGCAUUGGCGCACACUUCCGCCGACAUUCAAGACAUGUGCUUGGAGUACGCGCACAUUGACGCGACGCACACGACAGACGUCGACGCGGGGGUGCUGGUGCUGGCCACCACCAAGCAGAGCCAGGCGACGGUGCACGUGACCGUCAUAGAGGCCCGACACUUGCCAAGACGGUCGAAUCGGUCGCUGGUACAUACAGUCCAGUUUCCAUGGUAAAACCGAGCUGCUUGUAAUGCGAUGGCAGAUUGAUCCGAUGGUGCGAGUGCGGGUACACGGGGAGGACGGGCGGGUUGUGGGGGGACAGCAGGGUACGGAGCCCCGUGCGGGCGAAGACAGCCCUGCUUGGGACCACGCCAUGACGUUUGACCAUAUUCCAUCCAUCCGAUGCGAGCUGCAUGUUCAAGUCGUCGACAACACAGCAGGGGGGGCUCAAGUGGCGGGGGAAAUUCGGCUGCCGCUGCGCCAGUAUGUCGACCAAAACGACCACGACGAGUGGCAUGUGCUGCCGCCCACGCUCAAGCAGACCCUCGUGGAGGGCUCGAGUGUCCGCGCGGUGCCGGCCACAUUGCACCUGGUCGUUCGCUUUACCCACGCCAAGACGUUGGUGCUGACGCGGGAGAUUGCCAAAGCCACGAAGCGGCGGCAGCAGUUGUUGAUGGAGCUGCGAGCGUACAUCCAAGCCCACCUCACGCGGGUAUUGACCAUUCUCGACCCCCCCAAACAAACAAUAUAACGUCAUGAUUCAUGAAUAUUACACUGGCGACCGGGAUCCAUUGCGACGAGGUGUGGAGCCGCGCUCGGCCCUUCCGUACGAAUCAGUCGACCCCGUCGACUGGUUAUACGCGUAGUACUCUGGUUGAUACUCGGGCGAUUGGUGG